Sinocyclocheilus anshuiensis is the source of this 5972-nucleotide messenger RNA. RefSeq names its product mediator of DNA damage checkpoint protein 1-like. The record is from RefSeq and is a predicted model, not a curated record. Lineage: Eukaryota; Metazoa; Chordata; Actinopteri; Cypriniformes; Cyprinidae. Gene Ontology annotation, cellular component: nucleus. The coding region runs from base 55 to 5652 and encodes 1865 amino acids. Gene Ontology annotation, molecular function: protein binding. The transcript is spliced from 11 exons.
UUAGUGCUCAGGAAAUGGUUUCCAAGCGUUCUGCGUGAUAAGCUAGAGAGGAGGAUGGAUGCCACUCAGCAGAUCGACGAUCCCUUCUCUGAAGAAGAAGAAGAACAGGAAGAGGAGGAGAAAGGAGGACCAGAAAGAGAACAAGUAGCAACACUAAAGGUGUUCAAAAAUGACCACAUACCAGAGACAGAAUUCCCUCUCUACAUCGGAGAGAAUGUCAUUGGUCGUGAUCCUGCUGCCUGUUCUGUUCUGCUUCCGGCCCGAUCUGUAUCCAGUCGGCAUGCUGUCAUCUCCAUCUCGGUGUUCCGCUCUAGCAACGAUCGUUUUGGUAACGGUGAUGAUGUAGAAGCACUUCUCUGGGACAUGGGCAGUUUGAAUGGAACCAGAAAAGGCAGAUUCAAGCUGACGCCUCAGGUCCGAUACGCUUUGACCGAGGGAGAGAGUGUGGUGCUCGCUGAUGUGCCAUGUCAGUACACUGGCCUGAAGAUCUCAAAGAAAGAUACACGCAUAACUCCAGAGAAAGGAGGUGUGCCCAAAAAGGAGAAAACAUUAAGUCCAGCAUUUUCGAGUAGUGACUCGGAGUCAGAGUUGAGUAAAUGUGUGCGGAAUAGGUUGAAUGUUAAAGAGAGGAGCGUUUUGCCUCCUGUGCCUUUAUGGAGCCCUGAGGAUGAACAACCCAAAAUGAGUUCACCACAGUCAGCUCACAAACAGCCUGAGAUCACCCUGGUGCCUGAAUCGGACUCAGAUGGAGAGAGUGCGCCGGAAGAGAGGAAAGAUUUUGUCUCAGCUUCUUCCUCUCAUCUGUGUAGCUCGACAAAUUCAUCAUUCCUGACCCCUGCAAAAAAUGUCAUUCCAGAGAGUGAGGAUGAAAGUUCCAUCACUCCAUCUUCAGCCUCAAUAGACCGGUUCAGACUGAGGCAAAACCCUGAUGAGCCUUUUUCAAAAUCAUCUAAGCCUGGCCCUCUAGUCCUAAAUCUGGACAGUGGCGUUGAUUUUGAAGAAAAGGACAUGGAGAAAAGCAAGCCUGAAGCAGAGGCUCAGCCUGAAUUAGCUGCAAAGGUGGAACCAGUAUCUUCAGCUGAUCUUCAUAUGGACAGUGAUACUGAUGUUGAGGAAGAGGAACUAGAAGCAAGUAAGGCUGAACCACAGGCUCAAGAAGCAGUAACUCUUGAUAAAUCUGUCUCUUCAGUUGGACUUCAUAUGGACAGUGAUACUGAUGUUGAAGAAGAGAAAAGCAAGACUGAACCCAAGGUUCACACUGAAGAAUCUCCAAAGGUGAAAUCAGAUCUUCAUAUGGACAGUGAUACUGAUGUUGAGGAGAAUGAGGCUUCUAUAACUGAAAAUGUCUCCAAAAAGGAAGCAGUUACAGAAAGUCCUCCAUCAGCAGCACCACCACAUACAGAAUUCCACAUGGACAGUGACACUGAUGUUGAAGAUGAUAAUCCCAUGAAGGUUUAUAUUGCAACAGAGGUCUCGCAUGCCAUUGGAGAGGGAAGUGAUGUCAGGCCUACAUCAGCUCCAGGGACAGAGCUCCACAUGGACAGUGACACAGAUGUAGAUGAAGAGAAUGAGGACAAGGAAAGGGUGAAGGCCAGAGGUCUUCUGUCAAACAGUGAAACAGAUGAUGAGGAUCCUUUUAAACUUUUACCAGGCAAAGCUGUGAAGGCCGCACAGAGUCACAAGGUUUCUCUAGGUAGCAAAGCAGAGCAAUCAGAAGAGAGCACCCGUAAAAAGCAAGAACAUCAUUCUCAAGCAAAGUCUAAUCUUGAGGAACCAACCCAAGCUUUUGGCCACUUAGAAGAAGAGUGGGACUUACUGCCCACGCAAGCAUACGGAACUGCUGGAACCAGUGCUAGGCUCAAGCCAAAGCAGCUUGAUCUUGAGGCUACACAGGCAUAUGGAACAGAGACAGACUGCGAGGAAGAGCAGGAGCCUCUGAACCAUACCCAACCCUACUCCAACUUCUCAACUGCUGAAACUCAGCUCAUCCCAGUAGCAAAGCCUGAUGAUGACGAGGAGGAGGAAGAUAAAGAGACACAAAAUGACUCUCACCUUUCCACAGCAGACACUCUGAUCAUAGCCAGCACCCCAAAACGGGAGGAGCAGACGCAGCCGUUUUCUCUUUUCACAGCCCAAACACAACUUGUCUGGGAGGGAGAAGACAAAGAGGUUUAUCAGAAUGAGCCCACCCAGCUCAUGACUGACACCAUUGAAGAAACGGAAAAGGGUGAGGAGGAGAACAUGAAACGAGGUAGGAGAACCCAUGGUGGAGGGACAGUACACAAAGGUAAAAACACCAGCUCCUGUUUUAUAAUUGCUGAAACUCAGCCCAUGUGUGAGGAAGAAGAGGCAACAGAUGCAGAUCUGAGUGGGGAUGGCUUUCAGAAACCAAGACAACAGGCUGAGAAAUAUGAUUCUGCACAUCUUGCUGAAAACAACUUCAGCUCCCAUCUCACUAUAGCUGAAACGCAACCAAUGUGUGAUGAUGAUGAUGAUGAUGCACCAGAUCAGGACAAAGUGGUCAGCAGUAGUCAUAUAGAAAAACCUUCCAGUUCCCAUAUCGCCAUCGCAGAAACGCAGCCAAUGUUUGAGGAAGAUGAAGCACCAGAGGAUGAUCUGAACAAUGAGGUCCGGAGAAGACAAACCGAAGGUGAGCCUGUACAUCAUAUUGAAAAGGCCUCCACCUCCAAUCGUGCCAUCCCUGAAACACAGUCUGUUGGUGAAGAUGAUGAGGGACAAGAGGAAGAGCUCAGCAGCAAGAUGUCCAUCAGAAGAUCACGCAGGUGUAGACCAAAAAAAGAGAAGGAAGUCCCACUACCUGCCGAGGCUGUUGUCGAACACACUAUAACAAAAACACAACCAAUGUGUGAGGAAGAACAAACUGAGGAUCUGAAAAGUGAGGUCAGCUCUGGGAGACAGAGUAAAAGACAACAAGCACAUGAAUUCAAAUCUCCAGAACUUGCUAAACUGGACUUGAAAGCAUGUGUCACUAUGUGUGAAGAAGAGGCACCAUGUGAAGAUCUGAUUAAUGCAGUUAGCACCAGACAGAUAGAUGAAGACAGAUCCACAGAACUCCCAAUACCCUCGAGCUCCCAUAUCAGCGUAGAUGAAACACAGCCUAUGCAUGAGGAAGAAGAAGGACAGGAAAAAGACCUCAGCAGCAAGAUGGCAAGCAGAAGAUCACGAAGGGGAAGACCAAAGAAAGACGACGAGGUAACACAAACUGCUGAGGCUGCUGUUCAUCAGACUAUCAGAAAAACCCAACCAGUUCCUGAAGAAGUGAUUGAAAGGGAUGAAGAUCUGAACAGCGGAGUGAAAUCCAGGAGGUCCCGCAGAGGAAGGCAGAUAAAAGAGGACAGCGUUCCACAACCUGCUGAAGCUGCCGUCAGCUCCAUUUUUAUUAACACAGAAAUGCAGCCUGUUCAUGAGGACAGAACUGAAAGGGAUGAAGAUCUGAGUGGCAUCAGAUCCAAAAGACCCUGCAGAGGAAGACAAAAAGAUGAAGGUGAACCUGCACAGUCUGCUGAACCGAACUCUGAUCUCAGUGUUGUUGAAACACAGCCCAUGGUUGAGGAGAACGCCCAAGAAGAACCGAGUCUCAGAAGCAGCAAAAGACAGAGGAAAGACAAGACAGAGAUGAAGGAGAACACCCAAGAAGAACCUAGUGGCAGAAGUAGCAGAAGACAGAGGAAAGACAAGACAGAGGUGGAGAGUGAGACCGCUGUAUCUAGCAAAGUCCAAGGUAAAACUAGAAAAGGGCAGGAAGGAAAAAGAAAGAGGGGUAAAGCGUUGUCUGAGGACGAGGAAGAGAGUGAAGAAGAAAAAACCACAAGGAGAGGAACCAGACGGAUGAGUAUAAAACUGAAGUGUAGUGAAAAUGAAGAAGAGAAAAAAUUGGAGGAGAGGAAUGCCCAAGAAGAGAAAGAGAGGACGGAGAAAGAGCGCCAAGAACGAGAGGAGACCGAGAGGUUAGAGACGGAAGAAAAGGAGAAUGGGAGAAAGAAACGAGACGAACGUGAACCGAGAAAGCGGGCUGAAUCCGAAAUGAGACAAACACUAGAAAGGGAACAGAAGGAAUUAGAGGAAAAAGAACAAUUGAAAAGGGAAGAAGAGGAAAAAAUUAGAAAAGAAAAUGAGAGAAUUCAGCGGGAAAAAGAGGAAAAAGAUUGUUUAGAAAAAGAAGAGAAGGAGCGGUUGGAGAAGGAGAGGAGAGAACUAGAAGAACAAAGACGAAAGGAAGAAGAGGAAAGAAUUCAAGAGGAGAAGGAAAGAUUAGAGGCGGAAAGAGAACAAUUAGAAAAGGAAAGACGAGAAAAUGAGGAACGUCUGAUGAGAGCAACAGAACAAAAAAAGACAAAGGAGAGAAACCAUCAGAAACAAAAGAAUGAGGAGGACAAGACAGAACUAGAAGCUCCUCUAGUUCCUCCAGCCAGACGAACACGCCGCUGCUCAGGCUCCUCUAUGAACUCGGAUCAGUCUGUAUCCUCACAACAGGAGGUGUCCAGCCAGAGGGGACGAGGGCGAGGCAGGGGGCGAGGCCGAGGGAAACAGACAGCUGAUGAGCAACCCAUCAGUGCUAGACAGUCUAGCAGGAGAGGAGCAGCUAGUGCAGUUGAAGACACAGAGCAGGACUCCAAUUCAACAACCCGUUCCCGAUCCCGCUCCAGUUCUAGAAGUUCUGAAAGAUCUGCUCAUAGUAUCGGACCUUCGAACCAAGGGACGAUAGGAAGAGGCAGAGGCAGGAAGAGUAUGAAACUACCAGAACCGGAAGAAGUUUCCCAAGCUAAAACUUCUGGAAAAGGCAGGGGAAGAGGAGGAAGGCGUUCUGGUGUGGAGAAUGUAAAUGUCGGAAUGGACAAUGAGCGUGAGCAAGAUGCUGAGGUGGUGGAGGACAGCACUGCUGUGCCCCAAACCAACAACAGAGGUCAUAAGAGAGCAGCAAACACUAGAGCAUCCCCAGAAGAGGCUCCUUCACCCACACCCAAGACUCCAAGGCGGUCUGUGUCUAGUCAGGCGCACAAGGUGUUAUUCACUGGGCUGACAGAUGAGGACGGAGAAAGUGUCGUCACCCAGUUAGGUGGAAGUCUGGCGAAAGGAGUAAACGAUAUGACUCACCUAGUGACUGAUAAAGCGAGACGCACUGUUAAGUUUUUGUGUGCUGUUGCCAGAGGGGUGCCAAUCGUGACUCCUGAUUGGCUAAAGAAGUGUGGAAAAGCGGGCCAUUUCCUUUCUACUGAUGAAUAUAUAUUGAAAGACACCGAGCAGGAGAAAAAGUUUAGUUUCAGCCUACAGACGUCACUGCAAACUGCCCAAACUCAACCCCUUUUAAAGGGUUAUGAGAUUCACGUAACCCCUUCUGUGAUGCCGGAACCGUCUCAAAUGAAAGAAAUCAUCACCUGCUGUGGAGCACGCUUCCUCCCCAAAAUGCCCUCUGCUCACAAGGGGCACACUGUGGUGGUGUCUUGUGAGCAGGACACGGUGCUUUGUGAUAAGGCAGUGAGUAUGUCAUUGCCCGUGGUCAGCACAGAGUUCCUAUUGACUGGCAUUCUGCAGCAGAGAGUUGACCUGCAGGCCUAUUCUCUCACUUCCUCUCUCAACAUGUCCAAUCAGCCUGCGGCCCCCAAAGCUGCUGCCAGGGGCCGAAGAAAGUAGUGACAAUGACAUAGGAAAGGACUUGUUGUGUAUUACAUUUGUUCUAGUCUGUGAUAGUAUGUUUCAGUACAGAUUGCUUAAGAUGAAUAUGUGACACAUAAUAUCUCAGUUUUAUGAAGACUGUAAUGGGUUAGAUGAGAUGCUGCUACACUUGUAACCACACACCCACUGAUUCCUGUGAAUGUGAGAGCUGGAGAGAGUGUGAGGUGGAUGUCAAUGAAUGAUGAGUGUUAGUGAUGGGAGAAUGAGCUCCUGUCAUUUUUUAACGUAUUACUUCAAUAAACGCUUUCAAAGCCAAAAUAAAGAAAUAUUGUGCGUUU